Molecule: messenger RNA, 880 nt
Organism: Prorocentrum cordatum
Lineage: Eukaryota; Dinophyceae; Prorocentrales; Prorocentraceae
Source: the annotation of a GenBank genome assembly
CUGGCGGUUCCCCGGCGGGCGACCGCAGAGGCUCUGGUCGGCAGCCCGGCCGUGCGGAGUUCGGGCCCGCUCGCCGGGCCGCCGGGCGGCCCCCACCGCCCCGCUGCCGCGCAGAUGGGUGCGCUGGGUGUGGACACUCCUUGGGGUGCUGGCUGUUGACGGCAUCUGCAGGGUGCUUAAGAAGGUCUUGAAGCAGCCCCGUCCUGAAGGCAGCUACCGUGGUGGAUACGGCAUGCCCAGCGAGCAUGCUGCGUUCGCCUUUUUCUUGGCGCUCCACUGUUCCCAGGCGGCCAGAGGAAAGAUCAGGGGGACCUGCAUGGGCAGCAGAAUGUUUGGCCACAGCAGCCGCACAGGAAAUGUGAAGGGAUUCGCUUGCACAGAAAGGUUUCGGAGGCAACAGCAGCAGGAUCGAGAGGUGCAGCAGGAGCAGCAGCAGAUCCACGACGCCAGAGUUAGAGACGAGGGCAGCCCGGCCCGAUGUCGGCCUCGUGGCCCUCCGACUGCAUGGCGAGGCCGCAGGGCGAAGAGGCGAAGAAGCAGGGGCGGCGGCAGCAGGGUCUGCGGCCAGCUGUGGAGAAGCACCUCCAUCGCCACGUCUAUUGCCCCACCCUCAUCAAGAUGACGGUGAUCGCGCUCCUCUGGACUUGGGCCGGAUUGGUGACCUUCUCGCGUGCUCACAUGGGGGUGCACUCCGAGGCUCAGCUCGCCGUCGGCGCGGCGCUCGGCGUGGCCUAUUCGCUGGCGUGGUUCCGCCUCGAGCUGGCGCUCUCGGCGCCGCUCGCACGCGCGCAGCGGCUGGCGGACGCGGCCUGGCGGGGCCUCGGCAUCAGCUGGCGCGAGUGCGGCGGCGACCCCAGCGGAAAGGGCGACUGAAAACGAG